Molecule: messenger RNA, 726 nt
Organism: Empidonax traillii (willow flycatcher)
Lineage: Eukaryota; Metazoa; Chordata; Aves; Passeriformes; Tyrannidae
Product: poly [ADP-ribose] polymerase tankyrase-1-like
Exons: 3
Coding region: 1-726 (241 amino acids)
Molecular function (GO): protein binding
Source: RefSeq, a predicted model, not a curated record
AUGGCGGCGGUGCCGCCGCGUCGCUCCCAGCACCACCACCAUCACCACCACCCGCCGCCGCCGCCCGGGCCGGCCUCCCCGCCACCCGCCGCCGCCUCGCCGCCGCGCAGCCCCAGCCUGGCGCCGGCCGCGCAGCGCCACAGUCUGGCCGGCCCCGAGGGCGAAGCGCCCCCGGACGCGGACCGGCCUCCGGCCGCGGAGUGCUCGGAGGGCGCGGGCGCCGCCGUGCCGGGCCCGCCGCCGGGCUCGGGCAGCAGCUCCAGCGGCUCCUCCUCGUCCUCCUCCUCCUCGUCCGCGUCGUCGUCGGCGGCGUCGAGCCCGGCGGCGGAGAGCCCCGAGGCGGCGGGCCCUGGCGCGGCGAGCGGCGCGUUCCGCGAGCUGCUGGAGGCCUGCAGGAAUGGGGACGUGACGCGCGUGAAGCGCCUGGUGGACACGGGCAACGUGAACGCCAAGGACAUGGCCGGGCGCAAGUCCACGCCGCUCCACUUCGCCGCGGGUUUUGGAAGGAAGGAUGUUGUAGAGCACUUGCUACAGACAGGAGCCAAUGUUCAUGCCCGUGAUGAUGGAGGGCUGAUCCCCCUUCACAACGCCUGCUCCUUUGGUCACGCUGAAGUGGUCAGUCUGUUACUGUGUCAAGGGGCCGACCCAAAUGCCAGAGACAAUUGGAACUACACUCCUUUGCAUGAAGCUGCUAUCAAGGGCAAGAUAGAUGUGUGCAUUGCUUGA